This is a messenger RNA of Perca flavescens (yellow perch), 4149 nucleotides long. It is a transcript of the gene fbxl20, whose product is annotated as F-box and leucine-rich repeat protein 20. Gene Ontology annotation, cellular component: SCF ubiquitin ligase complex; cytoplasm. The record is from RefSeq and is a predicted model, not a curated record. Bases 552 to 2018 code for a protein of 488 amino acids. Lineage: Eukaryota; Metazoa; Chordata; Actinopteri; Perciformes; Percidae. Gene Ontology annotation, molecular function: protein binding. The transcript is spliced from 16 exons. Gene Ontology annotation, biological process: SCF-dependent proteasomal ubiquitin-dependent protein catabolic process.
CCCAGCUGUUGCUAGCCAGGUAUUCGUGCUACGGGGACUGUCAAAAGGUUGACACCCCGCUUUGAUAUCUUUGCUCCUGCAGCUUUAGGCUACGCGGCCUGCACGAAGGAGCAGUCAACAGUAGGCUAUUAGCAAGCAGACGUUUUUUUGUGCUUGGGCAAUAUGCAUUAGCGCAGUUUCAUUAUAUUUAUUAUUUCUAAGUGAUGUAGGCGUAGUAGCCUACCAGCUCCAUUUUAGGCUGCCAGGUCCUAUUCCUGUAGGGCUAUUGUGUGGAUGGAUGGAAACCUGUAGGGGGAGGAGGAGGUGACUGCGAAGCGAGCAGAUAAGAGAAUUGGCUUAUUGGCUUGCUCCUGCCUGGAGCUCCUAUUUUAUCAGGAACAAGAGGUAUUGCCGUUUGUUUUACAGGCCGAAAAACUACGACAUCGCAUCCAGCAGCAUACCGAGAGGACGGUAGCAUGAUAGUCGUGGAGGGGAAUCGGCAGGAAGAGGGCCCGUAUCUGCAUUUUACUUCGCCUACACCGAAUUCAUUGAGUCGGUAACCAGCGUCCGACAUGGGGAAGGAGGUAAAUGGUGUUUCGCGGAGCCGGUUUGAGAUGUUCACAAACAGUGAUGAGGCAGCCAUCAAUAAGAAGCUGCCUAAGGAGCUGUUGCUACGAAUCUUCUCCUUUCUGGAUGUGGUGACACUCUGUCGCUGUGCCCAGGUCUCACGGUCCUGGAAUGUUCUGGCCUUGGAUGGCAGCAACUGGCAACGAAUCGACCUCUUUGACUUUCAGAGGGACAUUGAGGGCCGGGUGGUGGAGAACAUCUCAAAGCGAUGUGGGGGGUUUCUUAGGAAGCUGAGCCUGCGGGGUUGCUUGGGUGUGGGUGACAGCGCCCUGAGGACUUUCUCACAGAACUGCAGAAACAUUGAGCUGCUUAGUCUGAACGGCUGCACCAAGAUCACUGACAGCACCUGUAAUAGCCUCAGUAAGUUCUGCCCAAAGCUGAAGCACCUGGACCUCGCCUCCUGUACCUCAAUCACCAACCUGUCCCUCAAAGCUCUGAGUGAGGGUUGUCCCCUGCUGGAGCAGCUCAACAUCUCCUGGUGUGAUCAGGUCACCAAGGAUGGCAUCCAGGCCCUGGUGCGUUGCUGUCCUGGACUCAAAGGCCUUUUCCUUAAGGGAUGCACACAGCUCGAGGACGAGGCUCUGAAGCAUAUCGGGGGUCACUGUCCAGAGCUGGUCACACUCAACUUGCAGACAUGCUCACAGAUCACAGAUGAGGGUCUCAUCACAAUUUGUCGGGGUUGUCACCGCCUGCAGUCUCUCUGUGUGUCGGGCUGUGCCAAUAUCACAGACGCCAUCCUGCACGCCCUGGGACAGAACUGCCCUCGCCUCAGAAUAUUAGAAGUGGCUCGCUGCUCUCAGCUUACAGAUGUGGGCUUCACUACAUUAGCAAGAAAUUGUCACGAGCUUGAAAAGAUGGAUUUAGAAGAAUGUGUGCAGAUCACAGAUGGAACACUUAUCCAGCUGUCUAUCCACUGCCCUCGUUUGCAAGUCCUGAGUCUGUCUCACUGUGAGCUGAUCACCGAUGACGGCAUCAGACACCUCGGCAGUGGCCCCUGUGCUCACGACCGUCUGGAGGUGAUCGAGCUGGACAACUGCCCCCUGAUCACAGACGCCUCCCUGGAGCACCUUAAGAACUGCCAUAGUCUGGAUCGUAUCGAGCUCUAUGACUGCCAGCAGAUCACCCGCGCCGGCAUCAAGAGACUAAGGGGUGGGAGCGAUCAGGCACAAUCUUUCCUGCACGCCUCAGGGUCCUGGAGGGAUGGCAGAUUGCAGCCAAUCACCUUCUCAGCAGAGCGGAUGAUACGCUGCAGUCUGCCCUUGUCCUUGGUUGUGGCAGCAGCGUCUUGGGUGGUGAUGGAGCAGACCCACCUGCCUAACAUCAAAGUGCAUGCAUACUUUGCUCCCGUCACUCCGCCCCCCUCUGUCGGGGGCAGCCGUCAGAGGUUUUGCCGCUGCUGUGUCCUGCUAUGAUGUAAAGACAACAACCCCCUCCUUUCCUCGUACACGCUCCCUUCAGCCUGUCACUUGACCCCUGACCUGCUGCCCCCCUCCCGGCGCCCUGUCAUAGAGUACGUGCUGGUGUGUCCCCCCUUUUGGAGCUGCAGAGAGAGGGACAAAGCCAAAACAUGCUACAAGGUCUUCGGUAACGUUCCCAAAAACAUUCCCGAAUCUCUCCACCACACAAAUACAGUAUAGACACAACAUACUACCAUGCACAGAUUAUCUCUUAAAAGAAUGCCAGAACAUUCCUGGUCUGUGUUCAGUGGACAAAUCAGUAUUACAAAGAGGGUUAUGUAAAAAUCAAAUGUGGUCACCACUUUUAAGGAAUUCAACUUUUCAUCAAAUGGAAGUAAAGAAGAAUCUUCACAUCUAAAACCACUGUUCUGUAUUUUAGGGGAAGUGAUCCUCUUCUCUUAUUCAACACUUUGAGACAGAUUACAGGUCUAGCCUCUAAACAGAAUAUUGAAAAGGCUGAAAAAUCCCUCUUAACCUCUCACACAUAGUUCCCUCUGUGUUGAAGGUCACUUAACAGCUACCUCUAGAUGGGAACUGCUUUGUUCUGCUGGCUGUUUAUUUCAAAAAGGAGCAGCGAUGCAGCCAGUAAACUGCAGACACCUCCAACACACAGAAAGCAGGAAGAAAGCCUAGUUUGGGGGAUUAAAAAAAUAAAAAACAUACUUGCAGCUAUUUGCACUUACAGUAAAGCAAUGAUGAGACACUUUACAAAGACAACCAUCUCAGAAUUCAAGACUGCGAUUUACUAACACACACAACACAUCUUCAUGCACACACUGAGCUUGCUACACCUGUACCCUCACCUCUCUCUGUGUCUCUGUUACAAUCAGAAGCUUCAAUAUACUGAAGACAAAAAAAGACAAAGUUUAAUAUUUUUCUAAAAAAAUAAAAAAAAAAAAUAAAAAGAAUGGACACCAAUUUAGACUCACAAGUGGGGACUUGAGAAGAUGCCAAAUGUUGCAUGUAACAACUCUAGUUUUUUAAAAUCUAAUUGUAAAUAUAUAUGAGGACUGUGGAGUCUGAGAGUCGAAGCCAGCUAAACGACAGAUGAUGAUAUGAGAUGGGGCAGAGAUUUCGGUCGAUGGGUCUUUCAGAGGGAACUAUGGUGAAGCUCACACAUGUUUGUUUUAAGUGUGUUAGAUUAUGUGCUGGAGCUUUGGACAGUCAAAAUGAGCCACCACUUAAUCUGGAGUUUGACAGAAGAACUGAUGCUGGGCUGGGAAAGCUCAUGUCAACAACAGAAAAGUUGAGUUCUGACAGAAUGGAGAAAAAACAAGUCUGACAUCACUACAUGAAUUCAUGCUGUCAGACCAGAACAAUGGAAAGAAAAAGCCAACUGAAAACAAUCAAAGUUCGUCUAUUUUCAGUUGGGGAGAUUUCAUUUAGUUGCUCUUGUUUUUGCAUCGGUGACGGUUCUGAUGACAAGGAACUGGUGAACCACGCACAGCAGUGAGAGGAUGUCGGAGUGGCAUCAGCGACUCCUCGACUCCUAUGAGGCCUUGCAGGGGACAAAGUGACAGCGUGUUACACCCUGUUACCACCUGUUCACUCCUCCGUCUGUCUGCUACCAGUGACGCUGCCGGAGGUAUACAGCGCAUCAGACCAAUGGAGUCACUGAAAGAGGAAGUCAGCUGAAUCUUGAGCGCGCAAUUCUGGCCUGAUAUGACAGACUGAUUAAUGGACUUCGGCCCCCCCGCCCUAUAAAGUAUUGAAGCCUUUUCUUAUGGAUUAUCUUCUCCUGCACUUGCACCUGCUUUAUUCUCUUUUUUUUUUUUUUCUUUUUUCUUCCCAUUUCCUUUUUUAUAAAUGUCUUUUACUGCUUUUCUUUCUGAUUCCCUCUGGAUCUCUACCUUUUCUCUUCUUUUGCAUUUCUGUUUUGGUGUGGUUUGAAUUGCGCCUGCUUUGUGUUUGAAGUCAUGAGUUCAGUUUCUCCAAGUUGAGUUUGAGCCCUCUUCCAGUCCUCAGUUUUGAUCUGAUGGUGUUUGUGUUUUUAUUACGAGUUUAUUGUUACUAAAUGUCCAGAGUGUAGCCUUUGUCCAAGGUAAGAGUUGGCGCCAGUGCAAUUGUAAUAAAUGUUGAAAUUUGA